AUGCUGUCUCUACUCUGCGGAUCCCCAGACGUCGUCGACUCUCCAUUUUACGAUACACACUCACGCCGGGCCUCGCGCGGUACUAUCACGCGACUUGGCCGUGCACGCUCUGACUCUAGCAAGUCCAAGAAGAGGAUCCUCAAAGGCAGCAUUGGAGCUCCCACUGGCUUCAGGCAUGAGGGACAUAUGGGCUCGGACAAUAUGAUGGCUCCCACCGGCUCGUGGGACCUUGACCAGUGGAAGACAGAGCUCGAGAAGCACAUGCAGGUCCAGCCGACAGUCUCUCCCUCGACGUCAGCACCUACCUCCACAGCUGUUUCUCCAGCCAGCAGCAUCAUAACGCCACGCCGAAAACCAGUUCCUUCAUUGCUCCCUCCACCUCGUGAGAUGUCAGCAUCGGCGAUAUCAUCGGCCGCUUCCUCGCCAACACGCACAGGUCCCAUUCCUGAAUCUGAAAACGAGGAUCGCCAGGCGGCUGUGGCCCUAUAA
Molecule: messenger RNA, 489 nt
Organism: Rhizoctonia solani
Lineage: Eukaryota; Fungi; Basidiomycota; Agaricomycetes; Cantharellales; Ceratobasidiaceae
Exons: 3
Coding region: 1-489 (162 amino acids)
Source: RefSeq, a predicted model, not a curated record